Lucilia cuprina (Australian sheep blowfly) is the source of this 916-nucleotide messenger RNA. RefSeq names its product basic salivary proline-rich protein 4-like. The record is from RefSeq and is a predicted model, not a curated record. The transcript has 5 exons. NCBI's taxonomy places the organism in Eukaryota, Metazoa, Arthropoda, Insecta, Diptera, Calliphoridae. The coding region runs from base 54 to 905 and encodes 283 amino acids.
AUGUAAAAAAAAAAAAAUAUGUUUGCAAAAAAAACUAAUCAGCUCGUGGUGGCAUGCGUUCAAAUCACUCAACUUGGGAUCCACGCAGACCCAAUUUAUAUGAAGAACUUAAAGCGCCACCAGUACCAGCUCAUGGUAAUCAUUAUGGUCAUAGUCAUGUGGUUAAUGAAUGUGCUUAUAGACAUCCAGGCAUGGAAGAUGAAAUUUGCCCCUACGCCACUUUCCAUCUCUUGGGCUUCCGUGAAGAAAUGGAUCCUACUAAGGCAAUGAACUUCCAAACCUUCCCUCACCAAAAUGGACAUGCCCCACCCGGUCAUGCUGGCACCAUGGGACCACCCGGACAUCCUGGACACAUGCACUCACGCUCUGGUUCUCAAUCUAUGCCACGUGCCAAUCGUUAUGCUCGCAAGAAUAGCCAAGGUGGUCAAUCAUCGAUUUAUACUCCAGCUCCUGAAUAUGAUGAUCCUGCUAAUUGUGCUGAAGAAGAUCAAUAUCGCCGUUAUACUCGUGUUAACUCUCAAGGUGGUAGUUUGUACUCUGGUCCUGGUCCCGAAUAUGAUGAUCCUGCCAACUGUGCUCCCGAAGAAGAUCAAUAUGGUUCUCAAUAUGGCGGUCCCUAUGGCACACCUUAUGAUCAUUAUGGUUCUCGCGGCUCCAUGGGCAGACGUAGUGUUGGUUCCACUCGCAAUCCUGGCAAUGGCUCUCCCGAACCACCACCACCUCCACCACGUAAUCAUGACAUGAGCAAUUCUUCGUUCAAUGACUCCAAGGAAAGUAAUGAAAUUUCUGAAGCCGAAUGUGAUCGUGAUCAUGGACCACGUGGCAAUUAUGGCGCUGUUAAAAGAUCUCCUAUGCAUAAGGAUCAACGUACCACAGAGGAGAUGCGUAAAUUAAUCGAAAGGUAAAGUAAAUUAAA